AUGUCUGGUUCAAAAGAAGCAAAGACAUCUGAAAUCAACAGUUAUCCGAAGCCCUUGGUAGACGAGUUGGAAAAGCUGUAUACCAGCAUCAAGAUCAAGACAAAUGACUGCCCGCAUGGUACUUCUGUUCAUGCUGCCCUCCUCAUGGUUGCUUGCGACAUUCCCGCUGCUAGGAAAGUGUGUGGAUUCACAUCCUAUACGAGUACUAAUGUACGUCCCAAGUGCUCCCAUCAAUUCUCUCAAUUAGCUGGAAAAAGUUCUGAUGCUGAGGUCUGGAGAAAUGCAACUACUCAAACUGAAAGACAUUGUCUUGAAGUAGAAAAUGGUGUUUGCUGGUCUGAACUGCAUCGUCUUCAAUACUUUGAUGCUGUUUGCUACACAAUCAUUGAUCUAAUGCACACUCUUCUUGGGCACUGCCAAAAGAAUGAUGGAGAAAUGGUUGUUGAGAAAAUGGUGUUGCUGCUGGAUUACACCGUAUUGAAGACCAAGAUCGCAAAGGGAUUCCCUUUCAUAAAGGCAGACGAGUGGAAGUUGUGGUGCCUCAUAUACUCUCCAGUUGUGCUGAAAGAUGUCUUGACACCAAGAAUGUAUAAAAACUGGAUAUUUUUUGUGGACACGUGUCAGCAACUCAAUUUUGAAAUAACAUAUAUGAAAGCCUUCAUUGAAGAUACUUGGAAAGGCAAUAUUGUUUGUGAUUUGUUGAAGACAGCAAACCCAUUUGAUUGCUCCAGCAUUUUCAGCAAAUCAGUAAAUACACUUAGUAAUACUGUUUCCCACAUAAAUACAACAGACAUUUACAAUAUAUUCUCUCUUCUGGAUUUUCUUGAUGCUGCAGAAAACCCAUAUCUGUCAAUUUGUGGUAACGAGCCCUUGCCUACAUCCACCCUUCCUCUGAAAAAAAACUUUCCAAACAAUGCCAAGACAGAAAUACAAUUGUUUGGUCAGGUCUUCAAAAGAUGUAAGGGAACAAACAGGCGUGGAUCUUAUGUACAAGCUAUGCUUAUUGAAGGGCGAAAUGGAGCAAAGUACAUGUAUGUUGGUGAGAUUCAGUAUCUAUUUGUUCAUUCAUUUAGUCCACUCGUUUCAACUCCGCAUCACGGAAACCUCCAAAGUAGCCAGCAUACAUUUGCAUACAUAAAGUGGUGCAAGACUUCGCAAGUAACAAGUAGACAACUUGAAGGUGUGGAAGUUUGGGAUCCCGCAUUUUCUGCACCUGAUUUCCAAAGCAUAUUGCCUGUACAUUGCUUUCUCCUUCCUGUUGCAAUUGUAGACUUCCAAACAAAACAAAAAGUCAAUAAGAAGCUUAUAAUUCCUUUACCUAGAAAAAUCAAUUCCUAA
Molecule: messenger RNA, 1338 nt
Organism: Phycomyces blakesleeanus NRRL 1555(-)
Lineage: Eukaryota; Fungi; Mucoromycota; Mucoromycetes; Mucorales; Phycomycetaceae
Exons: 5
Coding region: 1-1338 (445 amino acids)
Source: RefSeq, a predicted model, not a curated record